UCAGUCUCUGCGUGGUUCUAAUCAAUUGCACAACCACCCAAGUGAUUACAUGUUUGAUUUCUCCAUUUUCUAUUCCAAUUGCUGGCGCUCGUGAUGGGAAAUAAGGCCACUGAAGAAAUCAUCUCGACUGUUCGGUCCAUCGUCGGCGGCGAAUUUGCCGACAUGGACAUAAUUCGAGCCCUCCACUUGGCCAACAAUGACCCAACCGCCGCGAUUAAUAUCAUCUUUGACACGCCAAAGAGCUUCCGGAAGCCUGAUUUCCCCAAGAAGUCCGAGAGCACUCUUAAUUCGGAGCCUCCGGUUGUUGUCGACUCUAUUGUAAAGCAGAAUGUUAGUCGGUUAGAUCAUUCUGAUUCUGCUGCGAGACCGGACGUGAAUUUAAAGAGUAUAAGUGGAAGCAACCAGUGUGGGGGGGAUGGUUGUACUGAUAGCGCAAAGUUAGAAGAAAGGGGGAGUGAGUGGUGGUUUGUUGGAAGCGCUGAGGUCACUGGGUUGUCCACUUGUAAAGGGAGGGCCUUGAAGCCUGGCGACGAGGUGAAUUUUACAUUCCCUGCUCAGAAAAAAUUGAUAACGCCCUCACCUGGGAAGAUUGGGGGUGGGCGAGGCCGCCAGGUGGCCACGUGCUCUGAGAUUAUAAGGUUUUCUACCAGCGCCUGUGGAGAGAUUGGUCGUAUUCCAAAUGAAUGGGGCCGGUGUCUUUUACCUCUUGUAAGGGAUAAGAAGGUUUGCGUUAAGGGAUGUUGCAAGUCUGCUCCUCCUGUGCUGGGAAUCAUGGAUUCUGUUGUUUUGUCGAUUAGCAUUUACGUAAACAGUUCCAUGUUCCAAAAGAGCCAACAUAUGUCACUUAAGGUAGCCAGUAAUUCAGCUGAUGAAUCAAUUCUUCACCCCCUGCCAACUUUGUUUAAAUUGUUGGGACUUAUUCCUUUCAAGAAGGCAGAAUUUACUCCUGGCGAUCUGUAUACAAGGAAGAGGCCUUUAGAUUCUGAGGAAAGCUCUAUUUUACCUCCGUCAAUCUCACAUAUAAAUAAAUUCAAGAGUGCAUCUUCUGGCAACGAAAAUAAUGAUGAAAAUGAAGAAUCGGUUUCUGAGAAUGACCUUGACAAUAUUGUAGGUGUAACUGACAGCUCUGAAAUAGAGGAAAUGGAGCCUCCUAGUACUCUACUAUGUGAGCUUCGCCCUUACCAGAAGCAGGCUCUCAGCUGGAUGAUCCAACUUGAGAGGGGACACCGUGGGGAUGAGGCUGCAACAACUAUGCACCCAUGUUGGGAUGCUUAUCAACUUGCUGACAAGAGGGGUUUGGUCAUAUACAUAAAUGCCUUUUCAGGUGAUGCAACGGUUGAAUUCCCUAGCACGCUUCAAAUGGCUAGAGGAGGAAUUUUGGCAGAUUCUAUGGGACUUGGGAAGACUAUAAUGACUCUAUCUCUCCUUCUCACAAAUUCCGAAAGAGAUGGGUCUCUGAGUUGUUCAUCUACCAGUCAGUCUCCCAAUGGCAAUUGUGAAGCAAACUUGAGUUCUGAUAAAUCACCAGUACCUCAGAAAAAAUCUUCAAAAUUUACUGGUUUUGAGAAGCUUAUGAAGAAAAGAGCCCCGCUUGUUGGUGGUGGCAAUCUCAUUAUAUGCCCAAUGACACUUAUUGGCCAGUGGAAGACAGAAAUUGAAACUCAUGCGCAGCCUGGGACUUUGUCACUAUAUGUUCAUUAUGGGCAAAGUAGAUCAAAGGAUGCAAAAGUUCUUGCACAAAGUGAUGUUGUAUUAACUACAUACGGAGUGCUGGCUUCUGAGUUUUCAGUAGAGGGUGCUGAAGAGAAUGGAGGAUUAUAUUCAGUUCGAUGGUUCAGAGUGGUGCUUGAUGAGGCGCAUACUAUAAAAUCACCCAAAAGCCAAAUUUCAAUUGCUGCUGCUGCCCUUGCUGCCGAUCGUAGAUGGUGUCUAACUGGAACACCUAUCCAGAACAGCUUGGAGGAUGUCUAUAGUCUACUUCGAUUUUUGAAGAUUGAACCAUGGGGAAGCUGGGCUUGGUGGAAUAAGCUUGUGCAGAAACCUUUUGAGGCGGGUGAUGGGAGGGGAUUAAAGUUGGUUCAAUCUAUCCUAAAGCCAAUUAUGCUAAGAAGAACCAAGUCUAGCACAGAUAGAGAAGGCAGGCCAAUUUUAGUUUUGCCGCCUGCGGAUAUUCAAGUAGUAUAUUGCAAUCUGACUGAAGCUGAAAAAGAUUUUUAUGAAGCAUUGUUUAAAAAAUCAAAGGUAAAGUUUAACCAAUUUGUGGAGCAAGGCCGGGUUCUUCACAACUAUGCUUCUAUACUGGAAUUGCUUUUACGUCUUCGUCAAUGCUGUGAUCAUCCAUUCCUUGUCAUGAGGCUUAUGCCACCUGCUUCUGGAGGAUUUGUUUAUGUUAUCCAUAGGAGUAAUAUUACAUUCCUUCGACUAGAUGGAACCCUGAACCAACAACAGCGAGAAAAAGUAAUAAAACAGUUUUCUGAGGAUGUUAACAUUAAGGUGUUACUCAUGUCACUGAAGGCUGGUGGAGUCGGAAUUAAUCUCACUGCAGCAUCUAAUGCAUUCGUCAUGGAUCCAUGGUGGAAUCCAGCAGUUGAAGAACAAGCAGUCAUGCGGAUUCAUCGCAUUGGACAAACUAAUAAAGUCGUAAUCAAACGAUUUAUUGUGAAGGAUAGUGUUGAGGAGAGAAUGGAAGCAGUGCAGGCUAGGAAGCAGAGAAUGAUAUCUGGUGCUCUAACUGACCAAGAAGUGCGAACUGCACGAAUAGAGGAACUAAAAAUGCUCUUCACUUAGACGAGCUUUUGAAUGAUGCAUCUAACAGUGUCAAUUUCCCAAGGAACCUCUCCUGCGGAUUCCCCAUUAUAUGACUGGAUUCUGAUUCAUUAUGGUAUAAUAUUACGAGCAAUAUCAUGUUCCCUCGGAAGACCUUUGGGGUUCAUUGGAAGCUAGUGAGAAGUUGAAGCAUGUGGAAUAAUUGUUCCAAUCUUUGGUGGAGUUGUUACAAAAUGGCUUAUGCUCUCUGAAGAACAAUCAAACAAUCACUGCUUUCAGUGAGGAGCUCCAAAGGUGAAGAUUUGUCAUCAUAAAACAGGUGAAUAUUCAAUUAUUCAAUGGAGCAGGAGAAAGUUAUGUUGUGAAGCAUUUACAUAUAACCCUCUUUCAUUGAUAGUUAUAUGAUGGAGUAACGUCGCAUGUUGUAUUUAUCUUGAACAUAGUAGAUGGUAUAAUGGUAGAGUACUUCAUGUAAGUUAAUUAAAGAAACGGUAUAACGAAGAAAUAGGUGCUAAAGUGCGCUUUGUUGAAUUUCUGGAUUGUGGAAAUUGAUGGCAAUUUUAACACAAGGGAAAUCCGCCAUUGUAUCA
This is a messenger RNA of Salvia hispanica, 3356 nucleotides long. The record is from RefSeq and is a predicted model, not a curated record. Lineage: Eukaryota; Viridiplantae; Streptophyta; Magnoliopsida; Lamiales; Lamiaceae.